AUGCCCCACUCCGGAAGACUUUAUUUGAACAUGUUGCAGGCUGUGAUGGAGUCCGAAUCGAUAUCAUGGAAGAAUACGGCACAAACGCUGAGUUCUGAUUUUGCACGACCAUCCACUUUUACCUCAAGUUCCCCAGACGCUUCAAUCCAUCUUGGAACCACUCCUACAUCUUCCACACCUGAGCCUCCCGUGGGCCUCCAUAACUCCAUUCUCAAAAUGGCAAAUCUGGAUUUCAAACCCCAUUCUCCGUAUUACGAGGGACGCUACAACGUACGGUACCGUAUAGACAAGUAA
Paracoccidioides lutzii Pb01 is the source of this 294-nucleotide messenger RNA. RefSeq lists its product as hypothetical. The transcript is spliced from 2 exons. The coding region runs from base 1 to 294 and encodes 97 amino acids. The record is from RefSeq and is a predicted model, not a curated record.